UGUUUUGUUAGGAGGAGAUCAGAGAUGCCUGGGCAGGCAUGGGAGGAGAUGUUAGUUUUCUAAGGGUUUUUUUUUCUUUUUGGGCAAACGACUCAAAAAUUUGUGGUUUUGGUCAGAGAGGAGAAGGUGCUUGUGCUGUGAUCUCUGAAGGAUAUUCUCCCCAACGCUGUCCUUCUAAGCAGGUGAAAUGACCGUCACAUACACAGCCCGGGUGGCAAAAGCCCGUUUUGGCGGAUUUUAUAAGCUGUUGCUGCUAUGGAGGGGGAGUAUAUAUAAAUUGUUGUACAAAGAAUUUUUGGCAUUUUUCUUCAUGUACGCAUCCCUCAGCAUCACUUACAGGUUCUUUCUAUCAGAUGAGCAGAAACGUUGUUUUGAGAAAGUGUCGAUCUACUGCAAUAACUACGCAAACUUGAUUCCAGUGUCCUUCGUCCUGGGUUUUUAUGUUACGCUGGUAGUGAAUCGGUGGUGGAAUCAGUAUCUCUGUAUGCCGUUUCCGGACCGUGUGAUGUGCGCGAUCUCCGGCACUGUACAUGGGACAGAUGAAAGGGGACGAUUAUACAGACGAACGCUAAUGCGCUAUUGUAGCCUGUCUGGGCUUCUUAUCUUGCGUUCUGUCAGUACUGCUGCCUUCAAGCGGUUCCCGACUAUAGAUCAUGUUGUGGAAGCUGGUUUUAUGACUCGUAAUGAAAGAAAGAAGUUUGAGAAUCUUCGCUCGUCUUAUAACAAAUAUUGGGUUCCGUGUGUGUGGUUUUGUAACCUGGCUGCGCAAGCACGGAAUGAGGGCAGAGUACAUGAUGACCAUGCUUUCAAUAUGCUCAUUGAGGAACUGAACAUAUUUCGAGGGAACUGUGGCAUGCUCUUUCAUUAUGACUGGAUCAGUGUCCCGCUAGUCUACACUCAGGUGGUGACGAUUGCUGUUUACAGCUUUUUCCUGACCUGUCUGAUUGGGCGCCAGUUUCUAGAAACUAAACAGGGCUACGCCGGCCACGAUCUGGAUCUGUAUGUCCCAGUCUUCACCUUGUUGCAGUUCUUUUUUUAUGCCGGAUGGCUGAAGGUUGCUGAGCAGCUCAUUAACCCAUUUGGAGAGGACGAUGAUGACUUUGAAACAAACUUAUUGAUUGACCGAAAUUUCCAGGUGUCUAUGAUGGCUGUAGAUGAGAUGUAUUCUGACCUUCCUCUGCUGGAAAAGGACCGUUACUGGAAUGACACCAAUCCAAGACCUCCGUACACUGCUGCCACAUUAUUCCAAAAACAUCUCCCAUCCUUCCAAGGUUCUACAUUUGACAUGGCGUUGGUUAAGGAAGACAUGCAGUUCCAACCUCUCACCGACAUCGAAGAGAUGAAUGAAGACACUCUACCUUAUCCUAUGCACCCCUGCAGCCGUCUCUUUUUGGGCGUUGGGCAAUCUCCACUUAUCUCCGCUGCAGGCCGAAGUGCACCUUUUGUUGUUCCUGGAAGCCGCUUUACUCUACUAAGGCGUUCAGUAAGCUCUGCCUCUGAAUCAUCAGACUUUGUUAUCCAAGAAACCAACGCAGAUUUCUCGUCCAACCCCAUGGUUGCCAUGUCAAAGCUAGCCCAGUGUUCCGCCAAGCCAGUGUUUCAUGUUGAGUCCCAAUCCUCCCUCCCACCUGCCGAUCAAUCUAUGUCAUGCGACAUGGACAAAGAAUGUGACCCUAUGGAGGAGGAGGAGGUCAAAGAUCUAUGUUCGGAAGCUUAGACUGGAACUGUAUGAGCAAAAGAGAACAUGUAGCUCGACAUAUUGACCUUGCCAUCAUUACGGUUUCUUUGCUGUAGGACCAGAUCGUGCUACAGACUGAUCUAACUCCAUUGACCUCUCUUUCCCCUACCUACUGGGUGACACACUCCCUUUUUUUACAAGGCUCACCACUCUGGAUAUCCAUCUCUUUGCUGAGCCCUUUUCACAGCUAAUCAACACUAAGGUCCAUGGAUUCCGGGAUAGGAGUUGGUGUUUUUAUUAUGUAACUUACUAACUAUGGAUUUACCAUUAUUUGUAUUAUUUUUUGUCCUUUUCAUCUUCGCCAUCUUUUUUUUUAAUAAGAAGGUAAAAAUUAAAUAAUAAUUCUAAUUGUAGGCUCUGCAAGUGAUUUGGAUUCUACACCCAGACAUGUUCUCUAGUCUAGGUGAAUGUUUGUUUGUUUUAAAGGGGCACUAAGUGAUACUAUUGCAAGUUGUCCUACUGGUCCUUUUCUCUCAGCACGGCCUACCCAUGAUAUAAUACAAUUUUAAAUGUCAAUUUUGUCUAAGCUAAUGUAAAACGGGGAAUAUUGUACAGAUAUGAUAUGCCACAUAACUACACGCAGAUGUAGUGAGUUUGUGCUUGGUGUCCCUUUUAAAGGUGAGUAAAUAUUCUGUAUUGGGUAGUGAUGGACUACCCAAUAUAUGUUGGUGGAAUUUCAAAAAUGCAGAUGGCUCUGGUUAUUUACUAGACUCUGGCCGUGCCUCCAAAAGGCAAAAUAUUGAUGAAAAAUAUUCUACCUCCCCUGUCAAAUUUCCCUACGUGGUGGUUGUGGCGUCCCACCAGCUAAUGACCUAGUGGGGGCAGGGACCAUUUCCUUUGCAUUAUAUGCAGAAAGUGAGUGAAGGACACUCCAGGCACCAGUACAUAUAUGAUAUAUUUAUUCUACAAGAUAAAAUAUUUAAUAUUUUUGCACAAAAAAAAAUUAAUGUUUUGCAGAAUGUUGCAGCAAAAACCUCCCACUUUGCCCCUACUCGUUAAUCCUGUCUGCCAAGUUUCAUGGAAGAUCCUUGUCUGAAUGAGGGAAUCAAGAGCAAUUGGCUCAAUCAUAGUUGGGCUUUAUCUUGUCUAUAAGUUUGUCCCGAGACGUGCGAAUAUAUAGUUUUAAAGUGGAGGGUUAAAAGACUCCUGGCCGCUAGGAAGGUAUGGGUAGCCAGUCAUCUAGAGUUGAAUGGUACUAAAGGAGGGACUAGUAAUAAUAAGCAAGUCACUGGAUUGAUGGAAAAUUCCAUCAUCUGAAAUGUGGUCCGCAGUUAUG
Molecule: messenger RNA, 3014 nt
Organism: Pelobates fuscus (common spadefoot toad)
Lineage: Eukaryota; Metazoa; Chordata; Amphibia; Anura; Pelobatidae
Gene: BEST2
Product: bestrophin 2
Exons: 10
Coding region: 188-1717 (509 amino acids)
Molecular function (GO): chloride channel activity
Source: RefSeq, a predicted model, not a curated record